This is a messenger RNA of Eruca vesicaria subsp. sativa (arugula), 336 nucleotides long. NCBI's taxonomy places the organism in Eukaryota, Viridiplantae, Streptophyta, Magnoliopsida, Brassicales, Brassicaceae. The record is from the annotation of a GenBank genome assembly.
AUGUUUAAUUUAAAUAAAUUCUAUUUUAAGUCAACGUACCUGAAUGUUCUCCUCGAACUAAUUGAGACACUCUGCCAGUUGCCUGAGAAGCUCUCUGAUGAUGAUUUGGGUGAAGCAUCGGCUGCAGUUUUAUACUUAACGCAGGUCGGAUUCAAAUUGGAUUGGUUGGAGAAGAAGCUGGAGGAAGUAAAGGAAACAAAGAAGAGAGUGAAAAAUGGCAAGGCUGAGCUGCAACGCAUGGAGGAAGAGUUGCAGAAUCUCACUAAGAAAUGCUCAGACCUGAAAUAUCUUUUGAAGAAGCAGAAUGUUGCUCUCUCGUUCAGUGAUGUAGUUUGA